This is a messenger RNA of Pimephales promelas (fathead minnow), 2251 nucleotides long. It is a transcript of the gene galr1a, whose product is annotated as galanin receptor 1a. Gene Ontology annotation, biological process: negative regulation of adenylate cyclase activity; G protein-coupled receptor signaling pathway; positive regulation of cytosolic calcium ion concentration. The record is from RefSeq and is a predicted model, not a curated record. Gene Ontology annotation, cellular component: plasma membrane. Lineage: Eukaryota; Metazoa; Chordata; Actinopteri; Cypriniformes; Leuciscidae. Gene Ontology annotation, molecular function: galanin receptor activity.
AAUUGGUAAUGGACCAGGGGGGAAAAAAGAUGGGGCGAUGGACUAGAAUCAUAGAUCCUGCGCUUUUCCCAUGUUCAUGAGGAGGAUGGGUGAGUAAGGCUGAGAAAUUGGUACCUCAGUGACGUCCACGCAGGCAAUAUUUCAUCUCGGCAGCAAACAGCACUUCUACCAAACGCAAGCUCAAACACAAGAGCUCCUGCCGGAGAAAAUAUGAACCUGUAAACGCCUUCAGUGUGAUUGGAUGAUCAGAAAAAAUAAUUUCUGAUAAUUAGCCUGUUAUUUUUUUGUUUGUUAUGAAAAUGUGAAGAAAAUACAAAAAAAAAAAAAAAAUUGAAUGAGCAACUUCUACUCCAACCUCGACGCUGACUGUUGGACACCAGUAAACUUUAAAGGGUUUUUCAACCAAACGCUCUCUUCUGAAGAAUCGAUUAACCAAGAACAAAUUAAUUGCAGAAGAGUUUGUUUUCACGACGAACCUUCAAAAGUAAGCUGAUUUUGAAGAUGAAUAUCCAAAACGGCAGUGAUAUAGACAGACCCGAAGGAAACAUAGACUUAGAGGCGCCUGAAAAAACCUUAUUUGGAAUCGGCACCGACAACUUCGUCACGCUACUGAUAUUUGGACUCAUCUUUACUCUAGGGGUCCUGGGAAACUCUCUGGUUAUCACUGUCCUGGCUCAACGCAAACCUGGACAGCAACGAAGCACCACCAACAUCUUCAUCCUCAACCUCAGUGUGGCAGACCUGUCCUAUCUGCUCUUCUGCAUCCCCUUUCAGUCAACCGUUUACAUGCUGCCCACAUGGAUCCUGGGUGCCUUCAUUUGCAAGUUCAUCCACUACUUUUUCACAGUGUCCAUGUUGGUGAGCAUUUUCACCUUAUCAGCCAUGUCGGUGGACAGGUAUAUCGCCAUAGUGCACUGCAGAAAAUCCUCAUCCAUUCGAGUUGAGAGGCAUGCAUUAAUCGGGGUGUUGAUCAUAUGGGCGCUCUCUUUCGCCAUGGCCACUCCGGUUGCGUACUAUCAGAGUAUCGUGGAAAGUGAUGACAACAGCACGUUUUGCUGGGAAGUGUGGCCAGAUCACAGCAAGAGGAAAAUCUACGUCGUGUGCACUUUUGUCUUUGGAUAUGUGCUGCCGUUGAUUCUGAUAUCUUUCUGUUAUGCCAAGGUCCUGAAUCAUUUGCAUAAAAAGUUAAGAAAUGUCUCCAAAAAGUCAGAGGCAUCAAAAAAGAAGACUGCUCAGACAGUUCUGGUGGUUGUGGUGGUCUUCUGCCUGUCCUGGUUGCCUCAUCACGUGGUGCACCUGUGGGUCGAGUUAGGCUCCUUCCCCCUGAACCAGGCAUCCUUCGUUCUCCGCGUGGCGGCUCAUUGUCUGGCCUACAGCAACUCGUCUGUUAAUCCUGUUAUUUAUGCGUUCCUCUCGGAGAACUUCAGGCAGGCGUACAAGCAGGUUUGCCGUUGUCAGGUGGCUUCUGAGUGCCCUACAAAUGAGGCCAGAGAGAUGAAGGCAGCACCAUCCACCAACUGCACCACUGUGUAAUUCCUUCAGCUGUUAAGUUUGUCGUCAUUUAUGAUAGCUUAAAAAUGACUUAAAGUUGAGUUUUUAAGCUUGGGGGAAGGCAAAAAAUUGUCCAAAGUAUUUAUCAUGCUUGGUGGUUUUGGAUGGUCGGAAGGGAUUUUUACAUGUUACUCGACGAUGCAUUUCUUCGGAGAGCAGUAGAGACAUUGCUUAGCACCUGCUUUGAAGCCAUAGUGAUGUAAGGUCUGUAAAUAUGUGCAAUCAAAAAAGCAAAGAAUAAAAGGUGAGGGUUAAGGGGGGUGAGGAUGUGCUUUUCCUUUUCCCUCAGGCAAAAUAGUGAAUGAAAAUGAAAUGUAAUCAAGUGUUACAUCGAGCCAUGUUAUAGUUGACUUUCAAUUCUAUCAAAUGCUUGUUUAGUAGUGUUUUACUAAAUGUACUAUAAAAUACUAUAAAAUAUCCUAAAAUAUAUUAUAAACAAAACAUGUAAUGCAUGAUUAAUGCCUUCUAAUUCAUCUCAUAUUGCAUUGUAUGCUCUCACCUUUAUAGUAUGAUGCAUUAAAACACAUAACAAACAACCAAUUUCAGAUGUAACAAGGAAUCUGCUAAUAUUACAAUGCACUUUAAUUUUGGUUACAAUUAUUAAUGAAAAGAUGUAAUGCGUUUUAACGCACAUUAUGAUAUAUAUUUAUAAACCAUUACACAAAAACUUUAAGUAGGCCAACGUGCUUUUUUUUUAUAA